This is a messenger RNA of Fusarium subglutinans, 246 nucleotides long. RefSeq lists its product as uncharacterized. The record is from RefSeq and is a predicted model, not a curated record. The transcript has a single exon. NCBI's taxonomy places the organism in Eukaryota, Fungi, Ascomycota, Sordariomycetes, Hypocreales, Nectriaceae. The coding region runs from base 1 to 246 and encodes 81 amino acids.
AUGCCCAAUUUGUCUGCUCCUCGUGAUAUACCCCGAGGAGCCGUGCUCCAUAAUUCGCUCAAGGAGCGGCUCGACAAGGUCGAUAGCUACAAGCCCCUCAACAACCACGGUUCAGGUGGCGAUGCUUGCCUGUGGACUGUGAAGGAUAAGAAGGUCGCCGUCGACAUGAGAGAGGUGACGUACCAUCGUUGCGGCCCGGAUGGUGAGAUCAAGGAUCCUGACUGGGAUGAACGACAUAAGAUUUAG